GGUAAAUGGCUGAGAUCUGGAAAAUUGACCCGAGGGGAGUUUGCAUUUUGAAUUUUAUUUGUUCCGAGUAUCUACUCUACCAUGUCAGACGAGGAAGAAGACGAUUUCGGUGAUGAGAAUCACUUUGGGGAAGAGCUUGAGGAAAUAGAAGAAGAAGAAGAUACAAAAGUUCAAUCUAUGAUGCUACGGACUUAAUUAGAUGUAGCAAGACCGGCGAAAAAGGCCAUGAUGCUGAUGAUGACAAAGUCACCCUGACUGCUCACAGCCGGAAACGAUUUGAAAUCCCUAAAUGUAAAAAGACUGCAAAGCGUACCUGAGAGAAUUCUUGAGCAUUGGAGGAUAAGAGAUGGGAGGGGAGAAUCACUUUAUCCAAGAUCAUCUUUUGCUAUUAAACUGUAAAGGUGAUGUUUUUGCAAAGGAGACAUUGUUUUGUUUACACAAGUAUGAAAAGAUGAAAGCGAGUGAGGAUAUUAUGGGGAGAAGAACUGUCGCUGGCAAGGUUGUUAAAGAAAGCUACGGUACUGCUAAACACCAACACACUUUCACUUCUUUUGGUGCGAGGGGAUGCAGAAAUUGCCUCCGUUGUACCCUUUUACUAGUGAAAGGACGGAAUCUCUAUGGGUUACUGACCUUGAGGCAGCGAUGGGCUAAUGAAGAAGACAGGGUAAAGAUGGUAAGCGUUGUUCUAAUUCGUCUUCUGCUCAACGCCCGGGGCAAGCAUGUGGGUUAUGGUUUUGUUGAAUUUGCUUCUUCUAACCAAGCAAAGAUGGCGCUAGAAAGGAAGAACCGUCAAUCUUUGCAUUGUAGCAAGAUUAUUCUAGAUGAAGCUCCCGAUUUUGUUGAGGAAGCUGCCGUACCAAUAAAGACUCUGUUUAUUGCCUCUUUCCCUCGCUAUUCAACUGAAAUAUCAGAUAUCAUCGACUUCUUCAAAGAUGUUGGACAAGUUGUUCGUGUUCGACUUGAAAUCAACGACAGAGGCAGGUUUGUUGGCUGUGGCUUUGUUGACUUUGCUUCUGCCAACCAGGCAAAUAAGGCCCUGCAAAAUAAGAACGGUGAAUAUUUGCACGAUCGCAAGAUUUUUCUUGCUGAUGGCAGUGGAGCUACUUUCAUUCCACCCAAGUUUUGUAUAGACCACAAGGUUUGGUACGAAGAAGAAGACUACCUUCAAGAAGAAAGCCUUCGGUUAGACUCUAUCCAAGAUGUGGCGGCGAUGGAAGAAGGACCUGACGAAACUCCCCAUUCUGCUAAUAAGGAAGUACUCCUUAUUGCCAAUCUUUCUCCCCAAACAACUAAAACAGAACAGAUCAUCCGUUUCUUCAAAGUUGUUGGGAGUGUUGUUUCUGUUCGCCUUAUUGUAGAUCACGAGUGUAAGCAUGUGGGCUAUGGCUUUGUUGAAUUUGAUUCUUCUUACGAAGCAGAGAAGGCUCUGAAAGAGUUGAAUGGUGAAUAUUUGCAUGAUCACAAGAUUCUGUUGAUGAGAGGACUUGAUGAUGAAACUCCCCAUUCCGUUGAGGAAGCUGCCACUGUAAGAAAUAAGACGCUCUUUGUUUCCGGUCUCUCUCGCCAAACCAAAAUAUCAGAAAUCGUCAAUUUCUUUAAAGAUGUUGGAGAAGUUGUUCAUGUUCGACUUAUUGUAGACCGCUGGGGUAACCUUCAAGGGAAAGGCUUUGUUGAGUUUGCUUCUGCUAACGAGGCAAUGAAGGCGCUGGAAAAGAAAAACGGUGAAUAUUUGAACGGUAGCGAUGUUUUCCUUGCUGUUUUUGAGACACCUCCAUACCACCGACGACCCAAGUAUUUCAUAGAUCACAAGGUUUGGUACCAAGACUACCUUCAACGAGAAAGCCUUGAGAUAAAAGAAGAUGUGGCGGCAGUGGAAAAAGGACUUGAUGAAACCCCCCAUUUUACUGAGGAAAUUGUAAGAAAAAAGACGGUCUUUGUUGACGGACUCUCUUACAACACAAGAAUAUCAGAUAUCAUCAACUUCUUCAAAGAUGUUCGAGAAGAAAUUAUUCGUGUUCGAUUUAUUGUAGACGGCAGGGGUGACCAUGUGGGCUGUUGCUUUGUUGAGAUGGCUACUGCUAACGCAGCGAAGAAGGCGGUGCAGGAGAAUUAUAACACUAGCAAGUUUUUUGUUUACGCUGCUGAGAUAGCUGCUCCAUGUCCUUUCCAACCCAAGUACAAGCUUGCAGACCUUGCCGAGAAACUUUGGUACGAAGAUAGCCUUCGCCAAAAAAGCCUUUGUGGUCAGAAGCUCAAACCCAUUCUGAAUGAAAACAAGGAAGCUGCCGUACCAAUAAGGACUCUGUUUAUUGCCUCUUUAUCUCGCCAUUCAACUCAAAUAUCAGAUAUCAUCGACUUCUUCAAAGAUGUUGGACAAGUUGUUCGUGUUCGACUUGAAAUCAACGACAGAGGCAAGUUUGUUGGCUGUGGCUUUGUUGACUUUGCUUCUGCCAACCAGGCAAAUAAGGCCCUGCAAAAUAAGAACGGUGAAUAUUUGCACGAUCGCAAGAUUUUUCUUGCUGAUGGCAGUGGAGCUACUUUCAUUCCACCCAAGUUUUGUAUAGACCACAAGGUUUGGUACGAAGAAGAAGACUACCUUCAAGAAGAAAGCCUUCGGUUAGACUCUAUCCAAGAUGUGGCGGCGAUGGAAGAAGGACCUGACGAAACUCCCCAUUCUGCUAAUAAGGAAGUACUCCUUAUUGCCAAUCUUUCUCCCCAAACAACUAAAACAGAACAGAUCAUCCGUUUCUUCGAAGUUGUUGGGAGUGUUGUUUCUGUUCGCCUUAUUGUAGACCACGAGUGUAAGCAUGUGGGCUAUGGCUUUGUUGAAUUUGAUUCUUCUUACGAAGCAGAGAAGGCUCUGAAAGAGUUGAAUGGUGAAUAUUUGCAUGAUCACAAGAUUCUGUUGAUGAGAGGACUUGAUGAUGAAACUCCCCAUUCCGUUGAGGAAGCUGCCACUGUAAGAAAUAAGACACUCUUUGUUUCCGGUCUCUCUCGCCAAACCAAAAUAUCAGAAAUCGUCAAUUUCUUUAAAGAUGUUGGAGAAGUUGUUCAUGUUCGACUUAUUGUACGCCGCUGGGGUAACCUUCACGGGAAAGGCUUUGUUGAGUUUGCUUCUGCUAACGAGGCAAUGAAGGCGCUGGAAAAGAAAAACGGUGAAUAUUUGAACGGUAGCGAUGUUUUCCUUGCUUAUUUUGAGACACCUCCAUACCACCGAAGACCCAAGUAUUUCAUAGAUCACAAGGUUUGGUACCAAGACUACCUUCAACGAGAAAGCCUUGAGAUAAAAGAAGAUGUGGCGGCAGUGGAAAAAGGACUUGAUGAAACCCCCCAUUUUACUGAGGAAAUUGUAAGAAAAAAGACGGUCUUUGUUGACGGACUCUCUUACAACACAAGAAUAUCAGAUAUCAUCAACUUCUUCAAAGAUGUUGGAGAAGAAAUUAUUCGUGUUCGACUUAUUGUAGACGGCAGGGGUGACCAUGUGGGCUGUUGCUUUGUUGAGAUGGCUACUGCUAACGCAGCGAAGAAGGUCGUGCAGGAGAAUUAUAAAACUAACAAGUUUUUUGUUUACGCUGCUGAGAUAGCUGCUCCAUAUCCUUUCCAACCCAAGUACAAGCUUGCAGACCUUGCCGAGAAACUUUGGUAUGAAGAUAGCCUUUGCGAAAAAAGCCUUUUUGGUCAGAAGCCCAAACCCAUUCUGAGUAUAAAAAAGGUGAUGGAAUAUCGUUAUUGUAAGAAGACUACCUUCUCUGACGAGGAGUGAAAGAAGAUGAAGAUGCUCUUCUCGGAUUUAUAACUUAUUUUAUAUGUAAUGCAAAGAUUUCUUUCAUCCCUAAAUACUCUGCUUUAGUUCGCCACUGCAAUUGUUUGGUUUCUUUUCUUAGUCGCUUGCAAAUAUUGAAGACCUAAUAUGUAUUUAUUUGGCCUUAAAAACAAAGCGUGAUACCAAAUUUUCAGUUCCCAUUUAAAAAUGACUGUUUUGGUGCA
This is a messenger RNA of Brassica napus (rape), 3987 nucleotides long. RefSeq lists its product as uncharacterized. Gene Ontology annotation, cellular component: U2-type prespliceosome; U1 snRNP; precatalytic spliceosome. Lineage: Eukaryota; Viridiplantae; Streptophyta; Magnoliopsida; Brassicales; Brassicaceae. Gene Ontology annotation, biological process: mRNA splicing, via spliceosome. The coding region runs from base 347 to 3763 and encodes 1138 amino acids. The transcript has 45 exons. The record is from RefSeq and is a predicted model, not a curated record. Gene Ontology annotation, molecular function: U1 snRNA binding; mRNA binding.